Molecule: messenger RNA, 1568 nt
Organism: Arabidopsis thaliana (thale cress)
Lineage: Eukaryota; Viridiplantae; Streptophyta; Magnoliopsida; Brassicales; Brassicaceae
Product: HIT-type Zinc finger family protein
Exons: 1
Coding region: 94-1314 (406 amino acids)
Molecular function (GO): zinc ion binding
Source: RefSeq, marked reviewed
CCAAACUCGAUUUUAAAAUUGGUGUAUGUAAGUUUCUAGACCUGUCUUCUUCAAUCAAAAGUCAAAACCCUAAUUUGGAAUAGCUUUCUGAAGAUGAUGCCGGAGAAGACGAUUAUUUCGUCGGAGAGUUCAAAUUCGUCUCCGUUAAACCCUUCUUCUACGCGGAUUAUCUGCCAUGUAUGUAAUAAGCAGUUCUCGCAGUACACUUGUCCUCGCUGCAACUUCCGGUACUGUUCCCUUCCUUGUUACAAAUCUCACAGUGUCCAAUGUACUGAAUCAUUCAUGAGAGAUAAUGUAAACGAUGAAUUGAAGCAAGUUCGAUCUGAUGAUCAAACGAAAAGGAAGAUGCUCGAAAUUUUGAAAAGGUUUCACGAAGAAGAAGAGGAAGAUGAUGGGGGAAUUGAUAGCAUCACGGAUGAUGAAGGUUUGAGCUUACCGGAGGAGAUUAUUCAGAAGAUAAUGAACGGAGAUGAAGUGAGUCUUGAUGAUUUGAGCUUAGAAGAGAGAAAAGGAUUCCAAAGAGCCUUAGCUUCUGGAGAAUUAAGCAAAAUGAUCCAACCAUGGGAUCCUUGGUGGUUACUUGCUUCAGCUCGAACGAUCAAUCUUGGACUCGGAGGUACACAACUUGUUCAAUGCGUUGAAGACGAAGAAGAGACCACAGUUGUGAGUGAAAUCCCACGAGGGCCUGAUACACCUUUGAUCUCACUAAGCAAGCUUACCUCCACGAAUCCAUCUCCUCUCUUACCAAUCCAUUUGAUUGACAUUGCAUAUAGUUAUUGCUUUACGCUCCGUAUCUAUAAUGGAGAGUGGCAAUCUGAUUCGCUUGGUGCAGCAACAAUGGUGUUGACUGUUUCAUCAGUUUUGGGUCACAAUGGACAACCAGAGACCAUAAAGGAAGUGUUGUCCUUUUGCUUGGAACAGACAUGCUCUUCAGCUUAUAAAAACCUUGGUGGUGGUCUGAAGUUCGGAUUGAAUCUGGUGGAUGAUGUGAUUUGUUUUCUUUCUCUUGGCUCUGGAGCUAUGGUAUGUCUGCUCGGUGAUCUCCAAAGGUUGAUUCUUGGUGCAAUAAAGGAAGUAAAAUCAUCAUCAGGGCGUGAUCUGAAGAAGAAACUAAAGCUUGCAGAGAGGAAAGUGUUCUACAUGAUGUGUUGGGUCAAUGAGCAGAAUUCUGAAGUAUGGGAAGCUCUGGAACCAUCUGUAAGGGCAGAGAAGAACUCGGUGGUUGAGCUCAACGAUUACAGAGGGUUUCCAGAAAUGAAGAAGAAAGAUCAAUUUCGAAAAGGUGGUGGCGUGGUGAUUGAGGAGAUAGAAUGAGUUCUGAUGUCGUAGUUACAUAGCUUGAUGAUGUAAGGUAUGUUAACAAAUGAAUAUCUUGUGGUGUUCCUAAUUAAAAAAUGUAAGGUGUGUUAACUAGGCAAACGAUAUAUAUAUAUAUAUAUCUUGCUUGGUUUCCCUUGGUAGCAUAUGAAUCCCAAAUCUUCAUGAUCGUACCUGGAACUUGACGAUACCUUAGCCAAAAAAACAAUGAAAAAUCUGAGAACUCUAAUGGCUUUCUAGUUUACCAUCUC